Molecule: messenger RNA, 4877 nt
Organism: Psammomys obesus (fat sand rat)
Lineage: Eukaryota; Metazoa; Chordata; Mammalia; Rodentia; Muridae
Gene: Ccdc174
Product: coiled-coil domain containing 174
Exons: 11
Coding region: 58-1437 (459 amino acids)
Cellular component (GO): nucleus
Source: RefSeq, a predicted model, not a curated record
AAGGCCUGACAGAGACUACAGGAGGUUGGGAGUUAGGGCGUAAGGCCUGGCUGGACGAUGGAUCGAAAGAAGAAGCCUUUGGACGUUACAGCUUCCUCGUUGGUAGAUCUUAAGGCUGAGCUCUUCCGAAAACAAGAAGAAUUCAAACAAGAAAAACUUCUAAAAGAUUCUGGAGUUUUUGGAAAACCAAAGACAACUAAUAAGAAGCCAAGUAUCUGGAACAAGCAAAAUGCAGGCGUGUCCAGUCGAGCAGAGAAGGAUGCUGAACAGAAACUUGAGGAGCAGAAGACUUUAGACAAAGCAAGGGAAAAAUUGGAAGAAAAGGCCAAAUUAUAUGAAAAGAUGACUAAAGGAGAUUUUCUAGAUGAGGAAGUGGAGGACAUGUACCUUGUGGAUUUCACACAGAAGAUCAUAGACAAGAGGAAAGAAAUGGAGGUGCACAGUGCUUCGAGAGAUUCCCGAAAUGCAGAAGAGAGAGAUGAUGAUGAAGAGUUUUCUGAAAAAGACAUACCCCCUCCCCAAGACCCCAGUGAGGAAUGGGUAGAUUACGUAGACUCUUUGGGCCGAUCCCGGCGCUGCAUGAGAAAGGAUUUACCAGAUCUAUUGGAGAUGGAUAAAAAUCUUCAGGGGAGACUUUUUGUUAGUCCUGCCAAUGAAAAAACUUUGUUAUCUGAAGACAUGAAGAAAGAACUUCAGCGCCAGCAAUGGGAGGAAGAAGAAAGGGAGGCCCUGAAAAAGCCAAUGGGACCCAUCCAUUAUGAAGACAUUCGGGAAAAUGAGGCCCGGCAACUUGGUGUUGGGUAUUUUGCUUUUGCCCGAGACAAAGAGUUGAGAAACAAGCAAAUGAAAACUUUAGAGAUGCUUCGUGAACAGACAACAGAUCAGAGAAUAAAACGAGAAAACAUAAAGGAAAAGCGAAAGGCUAUGUUAGAAGCAAGACUUGCCAAACUUCGACACAAAAGGAUUAAAAAAUCAAAGGACGGGACUGAAGAAGAAACUAGAGCAGAUGGAGAUGUUACUGAGCCAUCAGAACCAAAGGCUGUGCCUGCUCCACCUCCUGUGGCCCAGAAUAGCAAGGUAGAAGUCAUCAUCCAGGAGAGGAAGGAUACCAAGCCUGGAGUGCCACACAUCCGAGAGUGGGACCGAGGAAAAGAAUUUUCCUUUGGAUACUGGUCGAAGAAGCAGUCAGAACUCCGGGCUGAGCGUGAUCCUGAGUUUGCCCCACCUUCAAAUUACUUUGUGGGUCAAAAGAGAACUGGUCCUUUCGGUAGCCAGCCAUGGAGCAGACCAAGCGACUUGGGGCAUUGCUCUGGACAGAGCCAGGAACCCGGCUCUUCACACACAUCCACUCCUGCCUCUGAAAGCUUACCACAAGCACCCACAGUCACUUUCCAAACACUAGAUGAUAUGAUAUCUUAUUAUAAACAAGUCACAUGACCUUAAAAAGUAUGUUGGUUGCAUUUGUGUCAUAGAAUUCAGGACCGAACUGAGUUUUACUUCUUUCUUCCUGUCCUUUCCCUAGGAUGCACAGGCUUGAAGCCAGAUUAGUUGACAGGGAGGAGGAGUAAGUGUACUGAUUGGAGCUCAUUGACUAUGUGGCUGUUCACUUUUUUUGUUGCUUGGUAUAAAGGGAAUAUCUCCUCCCUUCCAUGCUGACCCACUUGUAACUCAUUUGGAUAUCCAGGUCUGUGAACUGUAAAUACUAAGCUGUGAAAUUUGAUACUGAGGAACUUGUUUCUUUAGAUUAUUUUAUGUAUGUGAGCAUUUUGCCUUCUUGUAUAUGUGUACCACAUGUGUGCUUGGUGCCCAAGGAGGUCAGAAAGAGCGUUGAAUUCCUUGGAACUGGAGUUAUGGAUAAAUGUGAGCCCCUAUGUGGGUGCUGGGAACUGAACCUUGGUCUUCCACAAGAGCAGCCAGUUCUCUUAACUACUAAUCCAUCUCUACAUACUCUGCUGAGGAGCUUGUAACCCUGCUUCACAAGCACACCCAUUAAUGACUUUGCUUUCAUGGCUCCAUUCUCUUCCCUUCAGAAGUGCUAGCAUGCAGGUGUCUACUCUACAGAUUUAACUUCUGAGACAGGUGAUGGAGCAAAGUCAGGAGGAGUUUUUACCUGCUCAGGAAGCAAAUGAGUGCCUGUUAUAGGAGGAAAAGGGGAGCUGGUGGAAUACUGAGUAAGCAGUCACAUCUGAAGCCAUAAGGUCAGGGAAGAGCACCUGCAGUUCAGAGGUAGAAGCUGAUUGUUGAUCUUUGUUGUGUCAUCAUGUUAUCCGGUUACCUAUAUCUCUGUCUUCUGUGGACAUCUGGAGUUGUGCAGAAUCACUUGGGCAUUCCCAAAGGCUGCUGAGCCUGGUUAGAAACCAGUGCUCCUUAGUUUUACCAGCUGGAGCUUUGAUCUUGUCUUGCCCUCCUGCCUCUGUGCCUCCUGGGGCUUUGCAUUGCUUGAGGCUUCUUGACUCACUGGAGCCUGAGUGGGUCAGACUUGGAUUCCGUGUACAGAGCAGGUAGGUCACUGCCUAUAUCCUUAUUGAACAGGGAAGACCUGCCUAUUUGGGGCCUCCUUUAUAAUACUGCGUUAUGAGUAGAAAUGCCCAUUUUCUUAAGAUGACCUAUUGGAAUGUAGAGCAGUCAAUACCUAGCUCAAGCUCAUGUGGCAUCUAAGUUUCAGGUUCAGGACUUAACAUAUUUAAUCUCCAGAGUCAUGCUUUUUCUAGUAACCUCUGCUGCCAGUCUUCUUGCCUCCCUAUCAAGAAAGUUUAGACAAAUCCCAUUCUUACAAAGUUACCUCUGAGCUCCACAACAAAGGCAAAAGCAGUCAUCCAGUCAGUCUCAUCAGGGAAAUAAAAUACCUCUUUUAAUAUACAUCAAAACUCAACUAACUAGCUGCCUUUCAUUUUUUUUCCAGAAAUAACAAACAUAUCCUAAAAUUCAUAUGGAAAUGCCAGGGACCUAGACUACCCAAAGAAAAGUUGGAGGACCAAACUUCUUGAUUCAAGACUUACUGCAAAGCUACCACAGUACAAAUGGUGUGGUACUGGCACAGGAACAGACACAUAGGUCUGUAGGGUAGAGUGGAGCUAGGCAUUUGUGAGCAGUUGACUUCUAACAAGGGUGCAUAACCAUCUGAUGGGAAGGAAUGUACAUUUCACAACUUACUAUUCAGGGCAAAGCAAUGAGUUUAGAAUUUGACCUGAAACCGUAUCUAAAAGUCAACUCAGGAUGAACCAGAGACCCAAAAGUAAGGGCUGAAACUAUAAAAUCAGCAAACAGAAUAAAACAGCUUAGAGGAGAAAGAAAGAAAUAGAAUUAGUAGGCAUGCCACAACCAUAAAUAAAAUCAAAAGCGAGGCAUGGUGGUGCAUGCCUUGGGAGCAGAGGCGGUGGUGGAUCCCAGUGAGUUCAAGGCCAGCCUUGACUACAUAGCAAGCUCCAAGCAGAAUAAAAGGGAAACAAAUGAUGUGAAUGCUGAAAAGAAAGUACAUAUGGAAGGCAGAGUGCCAACAAGGGGGUGGAGAUAGGGAAGAGAAGGCAAGAGGGGCAGCCAGGCAGCAGUGAGCCUUUAGUGGAGCCAGUGGGCAUGGGAGGACCCAGCAACCACAAGCCUUUCCAAUGUGCAGAAGGAAUCAAGCACAGCCAUUUACCCUAUCAACUAGUAACUAGGUCAUAUUUUCCCUGGGAUUUUGAAGACUCUACGUUUCUUUCUAGUCCUCUCUUUACCACAUCAGUAAUAAGCCCAGCUAGCUGUAUCUUCAUUUUUCCAUCCCUUAGAUCCACUUUAGCCUAUCCACUUUUGAAAGUUGUUUGUCAUGGACCAUUUUGUGCCAGGAUGUCCGACAGAUGGCAGCAGAGUCCUCAGUUUAACUCCCUUCUCUAAGACAGUAUUGGAUUCAAGGGGAUGCAACCAAGUGCCACUUUCAGUUUUGUUUCUUUCAUUUUGGGGACAUGAAGCUCAAACUUGAUAUAUAGCAGAGAUGAUCUUGAAGAUUUUGUAGUUUUUUUCUUUGACAAUUUUGUACAUGUAUAUACCUAAUGUAUUGUUUCCCCAUAUCCUCUACCCUCAUAUCUCCUACCCUGUCAACUUCUCUACAACUUUUUUUUCAUAUUGUUUUCAUUUUGUUGUCUUCUGCUCCACUGAUUUUAUCUGAAACUAUCUGUGUGACCAUGGAUUCUGGACUAUCCAUGGAACCUGGACAAUAGUUGCCUUUCUCCCAGAAUCCAUUGUAGCCAGCUGUUCGACAGCGGUGAUAGAGCCCCUUGAGGUCCUUCCCAAUCAAUGAUUGCUUCUUGACAGUCUCAGUCUUUUGCCGACCCUGUGCAGACAGUCAUAAUUGCUGUGAGAUUGUGCUGUGUUGUGUGUAGUGGCUAUGUUGUGCCCUGAAAAUGGCACUUCACAGUCUUCUCUCUUCCAGCAUUGCCUUUCUGUUCCCUUUCCUGAUGUUCCUGAGCCUAGAGGGAUAGGCACUCAGCCAUUGCUUAUUCUUAGCACCUUGAGCAUAAUGUGGAUAGAUAGAAACUGGGGGAUGGGGUGGCAGAGCAUCAGGAUUGGAUUUUUGAUCCUCCUGUGUAUACCUCCAUCUCUAGAGUGUUAGAAUUACAGGUGUGCACCUGGUUUAUGCCUUGCUGGGGAUCUAACCAGGGCUUUUGUGCAUGUUAGGUAAGCAUUCUACCAACUGAAAUAAUUUCCAUGCCAUUUUCAGCUUUGUUAGAACCUUUUCCUUUUCCUUUCCUUUUUCCUUUCCUUUCUCCUUUCCUUUCUCCUUUCCUUUCCCUUUCCUUUCCUUUUUCCUUUCCUUUCUUUCUUUCCUUUCUUCCUUUCCCCUUUCCUUUCCUUUCCUUUCCUUUCCUUUCCUUUCCUUUCCUUUCCUUUCCUUUCCUUUCCUU